This is a messenger RNA of Opisthocomus hoazin, 576 nucleotides long. The record is from RefSeq and is a predicted model, not a curated record. NCBI's taxonomy places the organism in Eukaryota, Metazoa, Chordata, Aves, Opisthocomiformes, Opisthocomidae.
AUGUCUCCAGAAAGUUCCGAGUUUGAUCACUUCAAAGCACUCCGUUGUCCGCCGUUGUGUUUUCCCUCCAGGCCAGCUCACCUCUCCCCCGCCGAGCCCCAGCCCCUCCCUCACCUCGGCGCCCCUGUCACCCGGCACAGGCCGCCGGCCAUCACCCCCUCCUCUCGGCUGAGCGAAGGCCUCGGCAGCGAUCCGUCAGCGGCCCUCGGUUUCCCGGGUCCGCUGAAGACUCCGAGAACGAGCUCACCGAGCUCUGUCUUUGCUUGGCUUGUGUUACAGAAUAGUAUGGUGCUUUCUGCUGCUAUCUUCGUCAUGCUGAUUGGCCUGAUCAUGUACCUGCACUUCACAACCUUCAUUGAGAUGAGUCAAGUGAAGGAUGUGGUUAUCAAUGAAGCCAUCCACAUGCAAAAAGUUAUCUACUACCUGUGCAUCCUCCUCCAGGACCCUCGAGAUCCUCAGGGAAUAUCUGAGGUUGUGCCACUUUUUCAGAGUUCCAAGCCACGUCUGGACUGCUUGAUAGAAGUGUACAGAAGUUGUCAAGAAAUCCUGGACCAGAGGAAGACAGUUCCACAAUGA